Molecule: messenger RNA, 1555 nt
Organism: Sturnus vulgaris (Common starling)
Lineage: Eukaryota; Metazoa; Chordata; Aves; Passeriformes; Sturnidae
Source: RefSeq, a predicted model, not a curated record
CCCGCCCCGCAGUACCCCCGUUACAGCCGGGCCGAGGUGGCGCGGCACCGCACCCCGAGCGACCGCGUGUGGGUCACCUACGGCACCGAGGUCUUCGAUGUCACCGAUUUCGUGGAGCUGCACCCGGGGGGACCGGACAAAAUCCUGCUGGCGGCCGGGGGGGCUUUGGAGCCUUUUUGGGCUCUUUACGCCGUUCACAGCCAGCCCCACGUGCUGGAGCUGCUCCGUGACUACAAAGUGGGCGAGCUGAGCCCCGAGGACUCCGCGCCACCCGCGGGGGACAUCAAGGACCCGUUCGCCGGGGACCCUCCUCGCCACCCGGCGCUGCGGGUGAACAGCUUGAAGCCUUUUAACGCCGAGCCGCCCCCGGAGCUGCUGACCCAGAGUUUCCUGACCCCCAACGAGCUUUUCUUCACCCGCAACCACCUCCCGGUGCCCUCCGUGGAUCCGGGCUCCUACCGGCUGCGCGUCGAGGGUCCCGGCGGCCGCGCGCUGUCGCUGUCGCUGUCGGAGCUGCGCCAGCGCUUCCCGAAACACGAAGUGACGGCCACGCUGCAAUGCGCCGGGAACCGCAGAUCCGAGAUGAGCCGGGUCCGACCCGUCAAGGGGCUGGCCUGGGACAUCGGGGCCAUCAGCACGGCUCGCUGGGGAGGAGCCCGGCUCCGCGACGUGCUGCUGGCCGCCGGUUUCGGCGAGCGAACCGACGAGGACGGCGAGUGGCACGUGUGCUUCGAGGGCUUGGACGAGGACGCUUCGGGGACGCCGUACGGAGCGUCCAUCCCGUUCAAACGAGCGCUCAGCGCCGAGGCCGAGGUGCUGCUGGCGUACGAGAUGAACGGGCAGGAGCUGCCGAGGGAUCACGGCUUCCCCGUGCGGGUGCUGGUGCCCGGCGUGGUGGGGGCGCGGAGCGUGAAGUGGCUGCGGAGCGUGGUGGUGUCACCGUCCGAGAGCCAGAGCCACUGGCAGCAGAACGAUUACAAAGGGUUCUGCCCGUCCGUGGACUGGGAUUCCGUGGAUUUCCGAGCCGCUCCGGCCAUCCAGGAGCUGCCGGUGCAGUCGGCGAUCACCGAGCCGCGGCCCGGGGCGGCCGUGCCCGCCGGGGAGCUCACGGUCAAGGGAUACGCGUGGAGCGGGGGAGGAAGGGAGGUGGUCAGGGUGGACGUGUCGCUGGACGGGGGCCGCACGUGGCGAGUGGCCGAGCUGGCCCCGCGGCCGCUCCGGGGCCGGGGCUGGGCCUGGGCGCUCUGGGAGCUGCGGGCGGCGGCGCCCGAGGGUGCCCGGCUCGACAUCGUGUGCAAGGCCGUGGACAGCAGCUACAACGUGCAGCCCGACAGCGUGGGAGCCAUCUGGAACCUGCGAGGGGUCCUGAGCAACGCCUGGCACCGCGUCCCUGUCACUGUCACCCGCUGAGGGACACAUUGGGGACAUUGGGGACAUCAUCCACUGAGGGACACCAUUGGAACAUUGGGGACUUUGGGACACUGGGGACACUGGGGACAUUAGAGACAUCACCCACUAAGGGACAUCAUUGGGACAUUGGGGACUUUGGGACACU